AUGUCUUCUAGCAAACGCAAAGAUAAAACUACACUUACUAAUAAACAGAGACAAGACAUCAUCACAUAUAAAAGUAAAUAUCCUAAUAUUAGCAAUGUCGAACUCGUAGACUGGGUAAAGAAAGAAUUUAAACUUGAUGUUCAUCCAAGUACUAUUGGACGCCUAAUAAAAAAUAAAGAAGAUAUCGGAAGUAACCCUGCUGCAAAAAGACAAAGAACGGUUCAACAUCCAGAACUUGAAAAUACAUUACUCGAGUGGGUUCUACAAAAUCAAGAAAGAGUAAUUUUAAGCGAUGCAAUUCUAAUAGAAAAAGCAAAAACUUUUGCUCAAAUGUUAGAAAUACCCGAUCUUAAUCUUGAACCUGAUACUACUUUAGCUACUAAACGUCUUAAAGGAAAAAAAAAAGAUUUAGAGCGGUUAACCUUAGCACUUUGUGCUAACGCUGAUGGUACAGAUAAAAUAAAAAUAUUUGUAAUUGGUAAGUCCCCCAACCCACGUUGUUUCAAAGGUGUAAAUCGUAAUGGACUUGGUGUUAAAUAUGAUGCAAGUCGUAAAGCAUGGAUGACAACGAUUUUGUUUCAAAAGUGGCUUAAAGAAUUUGACUUGAAGAUGGCUGGCCCUGAAAAAGAUGAAAAAAUGAAUGUUCUUGAUGCUAUAAGGUUUAUUGCUCGGGCAUGGAGGGAAGUAACACCAGAAACAAUACAUAUUGAGGCGCUUAACUUUCAAAACAUUAUGGAUCUUGAGGAAUAUAUCGAUUACCCAGGAGAAAAGGAUACACAUGAAGUAUUGAGCGAUAAAGAAAUUUUGGAUCUGGCCACCAAUCUUGAACCUGAGAAUGAAAGUGCUGAAGAUGAUGACAGUACAGAAAUGCGUCAAAUCAGUCAUCAAGAAGCAUUAAAUGUGGUAGAAAUACUUGACCAAUAUAUUGUGCAGAAUGAUUUUAGUGAAAUAACCCAAACUGAACAUGACGAAGCUUUACUGAAAUUGCAAAAAGAAAUAAGGAAGCUUCGAAUUGCAUCUUUCAAGCAAUCAAGUAUUGAAACUUAUUUUGAGUUGGUUGAUUAG
Dentiscutata erythropus is the source of this 1065-nucleotide messenger RNA. The record is from the annotation of a GenBank genome assembly. NCBI's taxonomy places the organism in Eukaryota, Fungi, Glomeromycota, Glomeromycetes, Diversisporales, Gigasporaceae.